Messenger RNA from Triticum aestivum (bread wheat), 1460 nucleotides. Its product is annotated as OVARIAN TUMOR DOMAIN-containing deubiquitinating enzyme 12. The transcript is spliced from 10 exons. Lineage: Eukaryota; Viridiplantae; Streptophyta; Magnoliopsida; Poales; Poaceae. The coding region runs from base 103 to 1119 and encodes 338 amino acids. Gene Ontology annotation, molecular function: cysteine-type deubiquitinase activity. The record is from RefSeq and is a predicted model, not a curated record. Gene Ontology annotation, biological process: protein deubiquitination.
CUUCUUCUUGCUCUCGGGGAGGGAUAAUUAAUAUCUUUUUUGUUCCGCCGGCGCAGGCUCGCCUCUCGUCGACCGACACCGACCAAGCCCGGCCGGCCGGCCAUGGUGGUGCGGGGCCAGCAAGAUCUGGACGCCAACAUCGUCCGCUGGGGCCUCCACCACCUCCUCGACGCCGGCGGCGGCUGCGUGCACCGCCCUCAAUCCCCCACCACCGACUACGCCCCGCCGCCGCCGCAGCCGCAGCGCGCCCGCGCCCUUCUCGACGGCUACGACAUGGCCCCCGCCCCCGCCCCCGCCUCCGAUGUCAGGGUCGACGCGGUCGAGAACGACGAGGUCAUCGCGCACGCGCUGCAGGAGGAGCUCGCGCAGGUCGCCAUGGCCGAGGCGUCCGGGGCCGACGGCGGCGAGGCCGAGCGCCGCGCCACCGUCCUCGCGCAGCAGUGGUUCCGCCCCGAGGUCGUCAGCCAUCUGCCCUCAGCUCCACCUUAUGUAGAAGAAGCAGAGAGCUCCAGUCCACGUUCGAGCCCCGAAGAAGAUCGCAAUGCGCGUGAUGGCCACGGCUGCUCCAUAGAGCUUGUCGACGAUUUCUCUGCUCUCGACGGCGAAGUCGGCAAAAGACUGAAUGACAUGGUUCCUGUCCCUCAUGUCCCUAAAACAAAUGGAGACAUUCCUUCUUUUGAUGAAGCCUUUUCAGAUCACCGAAGACUUCUUGACAGGUUGGUGCUGUAUGGCCUGGUUGAGCUCAAGGUUAACGGAGAUGGCAAUUGUCAGUUUCGGGCAUUGUCCGAUCAAUUCUACCGAACUCCCGAACACCAUAGAUUUGUGCGGCAACAGGUGGUCAAUCAGCUUGAGUCUCAUCCCGAGAUAUAUGCUGGAUAUGUCCCUAUGGAUUACAGAGAAUAUCUUAAGAAGAUGCCAAAGAUCGGAGAGUGGGGUGACCAUGUUACACUGCAGGCUGCUGCAGACUUGUAUGGUGUAAAGAUUUUCAUUCUGACAUCAUUCAGAGAUACAUGCUACAUCGAGAUUCUCCCAGUCGUCCAAAAAUCAAAUAGAGUUAUAUGUUUGAGUUUUUGGGCCGAGGUGCACUACAACUCGAUAUAUCCGGAAGGAGAAUGCUGAUGAUGAUCUGCUGCAGAGUUGCCCGUCGUGGAGAACAGAAAGAAGAGGUGGUGGCACUUGGAGUUCUAGACUUGUAGUGCUAAAACCAAAAGGGGAAUAGAAGAUUUGAUUUGUUCUUUUGAUCUCAUGGCAGCUUGUCGGAUCGACGGUCGUUUUGUUCGACCAUGUGAUUACGAGGGAUCUGAGGAGCUGCGACGCCGUAGGACUGAUGAAGAGAUUGACUGACAGUUCGUUUGUACAUAUAUAGCAGUAUCUGCACUGUUGACUGGUUCUGUGAUAUGUGAUGUGAACAUUUGUUGUGGUAGUACUUAAUAUAUCUAUAUGCAUCACUUAUUUUUCUA